Messenger RNA from Sceloporus undulatus (fence lizard), 3463 nucleotides. Its product is annotated as zinc finger and SCAN domain-containing protein 30-like. Gene Ontology annotation, biological process: regulation of transcription by RNA polymerase II. Lineage: Eukaryota; Metazoa; Chordata; Lepidosauria; Squamata; Phrynosomatidae. Bases 1213 to 3039 code for a protein of 608 amino acids. The transcript is spliced from 5 exons. Gene Ontology annotation, molecular function: RNA polymerase II cis-regulatory region sequence-specific DNA binding; DNA-binding transcription factor activity, RNA polymerase II-specific. The record is from RefSeq and is a predicted model, not a curated record.
CAAAGUGACUCGAAGCAGCUUUAUUUUGGCCUGCCUGUAUCAGGCCUAUAUUUUCACGGUCUGAAAGUAUAGUGAAAAUAUUGGAUUCAGUACUAUCAGCCAUCUGCAGUGGGUCUUUGUAUCCCGUGAGGAUAAGUGGGUCUUACUAUACAUAAUUUCCCAUCUUGGGACCUCCAUACUGUCCUGGAAGCACUGACAAUUCCAUCCUUCAAGCCCCUGUGGAAGGUUGUGAAGUAGCUGUCAUGGAAGAGGCUUUACUUGAUCACAGGCUAUCUGAGCUUGAGGUCCUGCCAGCACACAAGGAGCUCUGUUUCAUCAGGCCUGACUGUAAGUUCUUUCUUUGCACCCCAGCUGUCAUCCCUAAGAUGAACUCAGCCUUCCAUAGGGCACAGGAUUCUUCUGUCCUUCUGCCCUUGGCCAACCAAGGAAAUGGAAAAGGUCUGGCACAUCCUGGAUGUUUGCAGAGCCAUCCACAUCUACCUGGACUAGCAGUUUCCAAUCCCUUGACACCUUAUUUUUCACUUUUCAGUCUUGAUCCAAGGACAAGAAGGUCUACACCCUUAGCAGAUGAGGACUUGUAUUAAGACCUGCUACAAGUCUUUUGGGCUCCCACUACCAGAAGCAUAGUUGCACACUCCAGAAGUAGUGUGGCCACAUCAGCAGCUCUAACAAUCAGCUACCAUGAUCCCAGGGGGCAGGAAACUGAUUGAUGUUCAUUUGUUUUUUAUUUGGUCACUUGAAGUAGUAGUUUUUAGUUGAGUAGGAUGGAACAUGUCUGAACAUUGUACCAACCAGCUACCUAUGCCCUCUUCUUAAAGUACUCCAUUCCAUUCCCUACUUUCUCCUAGUUUCCCAUUUCCCCAUCUUAUAAUACAUCAAUCCAUUUGAGCAUGACCAGUCUUCAUUAGGCUUUUGGGAUCUUCCCCCUCCCCUCAGUCUUUUUGAAUUCCCUUAAAGCUUUUUGUGGGAGACAAUAUCAGCAAGACUACUUCAUGAACUUUUUGUGGGAGACUACUUCAUAUUGGACUUUGGACGCAUGAGAAGAUGUGACCUCAUAGAAAAGACAGUAAUGCCUGGCAAGGUCAAAGGCAGCAGGAAAAGCGGAAGACCACAUUACAGGGAGAAGUCCAUGGGUCCAAAUAUAGAAGGCUGUAGCUUCCUACAUAUCCUGCUUUUAUUCUAGAAUUUUCUACCCAGUGCAUUGAUCAUCAAAUGAAAAUGAGUGACCAUGCCCCAGUAUGCCUCGUGUCAGAGCAAGUGUCACAUGUGGAAGGGAAAAUCUUCUCUGCAAACCAGACUGGGAAUAUCAAAGAAUGUUCACAAAGGCUACCCCAAGGUCCAGUUAAACAAGAACCAGAAGAGAGCCUUCUACAGCACUGGGAAACCCAAUGGCAAGAAUUCCUGAAGAAUAUGGAGUCUCCUCAAUAUGUCCAGCCACCAGAGGAACCCACGCCCUGGGCAGACCCAAAGGGGUUCCUGGCCUCUUUUGAGCAAGUGGGCAAAGCCUGCCGGUGGCCCCAAGAAGAGUGGGUCACGCGGCUCCUGCCAGCUCUCAGUGGAGAAGCUGAAUGGGCUUUUAGAAGCAUGGAAGCUGGAGACAGAGAAGACUAUGGGAAAGUGAAGGCGGCCAUAUUGCGAGAAGACACCAUUAGUCAAGAGAAGCUGCGUCAACGUUUUCGGUGUUUCUGCUACCAGGAGGAAGAGGGGCCGAGAGGGGCUUACAGCCACCUCCAGGAACUUUGUUGCCAGUGGCUGAAGGUUGAGAAGCACUCCAAGGAGCAGAUCCUGGAGCAGCUGAUCCUGGAACAACUCCUAGCCAUCCUGCCCCUGGAAACCCAGAAUUGGGUGAGGAAACGAGGGCCAGAGACGUGUCUCCAAGCUGUGGCCCUGGCUGAGGAUUUCCUGCAGCAGCAACGACAGGUUGAGAGACGAGAAAACCAGAAAGAGGUUAUAACUUACUCUGUAGCAAGCCAGGUUCCAUCCGACUUUGAACAGACACACCUGUGUUUGGAGACUAAACAGGAAAGUGACAGUGAUGGACAGUCUGGCCAGUUGGGAGACCAAAGCUGGUUGACUGGAGAUGUUGGGCAAAAGGACACACCAGAAGAGUCACAGCAAGUGGGACAAGACACGGCCACAGUAGCAAGAACAGAAAGAGUAAUCUUCCAUGGCUGUGGGCCCCAAAAUGCACCUGAGAGUCAGCACAGUGUGAAGAUCCAACAUAAAACCUGCUCAGGAGAGAGAGAAGAUGAAUUUUCCCUACACAGAGGAAGUUAUACCAAUCUUGGAGGAACUGCUACCCAGCAAAGAAUCUCCACCGAUGACAGACAAGCCUACGGAUGUAAGACGAAAGAUAGCUUACUGGGAAGCCAGCCAAAGGUGGAACAAAGUGACAGGUUCUGGAGAAGCACCACAGAGAACAAUUUCUGUAGUCAGGAGCAGAGAGUCACGUUGGAUGAUUCUGGCAGGCCAAAGAGACAGGCAAGAAACAGGACUUGGAAAUAUUUUUCCAAUGGGGGAAACAAGGCCUGUCAUGAAACCAUAUUGUCACACAACUUGAAGUCAACCACAUUGUCUAGGGAAGGCUCAGACAUCCCAGAACAAGAAAAGAUGGAUAAAGCAGCAUUCCAGUGCACUGUAUCUGAAAAAAGACUCAGUCACAAAGACAGCCUUUUGGGACGCCCCGUGCGAAAUGAAAAGUACAAGUGUUCCGUCUGUGAGAAGAGCUUCCAUCGAAAUUCGCACCUGGUGACGCACAAGAGGAUCCACACAGGAGAGAAACCUCACCAUUGCUGUUACUGCGGGAAGAGCUUCAGCGACAAUGCAAACCUUAUUAAGCACAGGAGGAUCCACACAGGGGAAAAACCCCAUAAAUGCUCCGACUGUGGGAAGAGCUUCACCCAGAGUUCCCACCUCAUCCUCCAUAGGAGGAUUCACACAGGAGAGAAAGCCUAUUGUUGCACUAUGUGCAAAAAGAGCUUUUCUCGGUAUUCGUUUCUUAGCACACAUCAAAGAACCCACUUGGGGGGGAAACCAUAAAAUCCACAGCUUUUCCCAGUGAUGUCAUACGUUGCUGUUGCUUUUUAAUGUGCCACCAAGUCAGCUUCAACCUAUGGGAAGCAUCUGAGAUAUCUAUGAAAGGCACCCUGAUCUUGACAUUCCUCCUAAAAUAUUGCGAACAGGCUAUCUUGGCCAAUUCUAUCCACUUGUAAUAUCUGCCUCUUCUCCUACUGUCUUCAACUAUUGUCUUUGCCAAUGAGUCAUGGCAUGCCUGAUAUGUCCAAAUUAUGAUAAAUUCAGUUUAGUCAUUUUGGCUUCUAGUGAAAGUUUAGGCUCAAUUUAUUCUAUUAUUUAUGUCUUUUUGGAAGUCCAGGUAUCUGCAGAACUCCAUUUGAGCACUGUAUUUCAAAUGAGCUGAUUCUCUUUCUGGUUCAAAACACACCGCAGAAAUAAUCCAGUUUGA